CAAAUCAAGCGCAUGCUAGGAUUUCAACCCCACGAUUUCCGCCCCAUGAUUUCCACCCCACGGGGAAAUGCGUCAAAGUUGGACUUUGGGCGGAUGAGUCGCGGACCUAGUGCACCUUCGAGUUCGUUCAAGGGUUCGAAGGCUCCUAGUCGUUGCUGUUGACAUUAAUAUAUAUAAAGGUCCUGUUGAUCCUUGGUGUAGAUGGAAUUUUCCACUAGAAUCAACAUCUCCUACUUUUCCUUGCUUACAAACGAAGUCUCUCUUUGGCUCUCUCUACCUCUUUCUUAGUCGGACAGGACGACUCUAGCAUGUCGACCAUGAAGGAUGACUUCGUUAGUCACGGCACCCAUGUCGAGCUCACCACGUCCCUUAGCCAGAAAAGGGCAGACGAUGAGGCAUUCAAAGCCCGUGCCCGUGACGGCAACGAGAUUGAACAUGCCUUGAGCCCCCUCGAGGCCAUCAAGGCCUAUCCCAUGGCUAUCUUCUGGUGUCUUAUGGUGUCAAUGUGCGUUGUUAUGGAAGGCUACGACACGAUUCUGAUUGCCAACUUCUUCGCGUAUCCAACCUUUGCCAAAAAGUAUGGCCAGAGCGUCGAUGCAAAUGGCCAUUGGCAAUUAAGCGCCUCUUGGCAAGCAGCGGUCGGCAGAGGCAGUGGUAUUGGCGCCUUCUUUGGUGUGCUCCUUAAUGGUAUCAUCGUCAAUAAAUUCGGGCAAAAGAGGGCUGUUAUCGGCGCUCUCAUCUCCCUCUCCUGCACGCUCUUCAUCGUGUUCUUUGCUCCUGAUAUCAAGAUUCUCCUCGUCGGUCAGAUCCUCUGUGGUCUUCCUUGGGGAGUCUUCGCUAGUUCCGCCCCAGCCUACGCUUCUGAGGUCCUUCCACUGUCCCUCCGGGUCUACAUGACGUCUUACACCAACAUGUGCUUCAUCAUGGGUCAGCUUAUUGCUGCUGGCGUUUUGGCUGGAUUGGUUAACAGGACCGACGAAUGGGGAUAUCGUAUUCCAUUUGCGCUUCAAUGGAUGUGGCCGGUAGUGCUGAUCCCAAUACUUUGCUUCGCCCCCGAAUCUCCAUGGCAUCUGGUCCGGCAAAAUCGACUUGAAGAGGCGGAAGCCUCCCUACGCCGGUUGCAACGUGCCUCUGCCCCUAUCGACCCCCAGAAAACGCUCGCUGUCAUUAUGCACACCAAUGCUCUUGAAGAGGAGCUUUCAAAAGGAACUAGGUAUCAGGACUGCUACAAGGGUAACGAGCUCCGCCGCACCGAAAUUGCCUGCAUGACUUUCAUGGGCCAAGUACUCGCUGGUGCGCCCUUUGCAUACACCUCGACCUACUUCUUCCAGCAAGUUGGCAUGCCGACGGACAUGAUCUACAAUAUGAAUGUGGGAGCUACGUGUAUGGCUUUCGUCGGAACCCUGGUCUCGUGGUUUGGGAUCAUGCCAUACUUUGGACGUCGCAAGAUUUACAUGUCUGGUGCAUUCACCAUGUCCGCCAUUCUCUUCAUCAUCGGAUUCUUAGGAACAAAGGGAAACGUUAUGGCUGUGGGCUAUACGCAAUCCGCGCUCUGUCUCGUGUGGACCUUCAUCUUUCAGCUCUCAAUCGGUCAACUGGGCUGGGCUAUACCAGCCGAAGUCGGCUCUACGCGCCUGCGCCAGAAGACCAUAUGCCUUGCUCGCAAUGCAUACUACAUUGCUGAUGUCGUUGGUGGCGUGCUGCAGCCGUAUUUCAUGAACCCCACCGAGUGGAAUCUCAAGGGUUACACGGGUUUCAUCUGGGGAUCAACCUGCUUUAUUCUCGCCAUGUGGACUUAUUUCCGCCUUCCUGAGACUAAAGGCCGCACUUUCGACGAAUUGGACGUUCUCUUCGGGAAAAGGAUCAGCGCAAGGAAGUUUGCUUCGUAUAAGGUCGACUCAUUUCACCAUAGCAUUAUGCUGGUACUUCCCAGUGGCGAAAAGGUGGCUGCGUAGGCUAAGGUGAGAUUUGUACCUAUAGUCUAGUGUAAAUUAAGCCAUUAUAAGAUUAAAUUCAAAGCUUAAGAGC
Molecule: messenger RNA, 2028 nt
Organism: Pseudogymnoascus verrucosus
Lineage: Eukaryota; Fungi; Ascomycota; Leotiomycetes; Thelebolales; Thelebolaceae
Exons: 6
Coding region: 309-1955 (548 amino acids)
Biological process (GO): carbohydrate transport; transmembrane transport
Cellular component (GO): membrane
Molecular function (GO): carbohydrate:proton symporter activity
Source: RefSeq, a predicted model, not a curated record